AUGGCGGGCCAGCAGAGGCAGGAGCCCGGGUGCAUACCCUGCUGCAACUGUUGCGUUUCUGUGCCGCAGGACAAGAUUUACGCCGUGGAGUUCUUCGGGAGUUUCACUAAAUCGAUCGGUUCUGGACUCAAUUUUGUCGGAUUCGACGUCAUGGGUUGUUGUAUCACCUUCCGCUCCAUCACCAAGCGCGUCGAGCAGAACGACGUGUUCGUCGAGACCAAGACUAAAGACAACGUGUUCGUUCUAGUCAAAGGUCGGCGGAUUCCAGAACAAGCCGAGUCGGCCAUGUAUAAGCUCGCCAACGUCAGCGGACAGAUCGAUUCGUAUGUCUCCGAUGUGGUGCGGUCGUCCGUGCCGAAGAUGCUCUUGGACGAGGCAUUUGAGGAGAAGGACCGAAUUUCUGCCGCUGUCAACGAAACCCUAACACGACAAAUGCACGAGUACGGCUUCCAGAUCAUCAAGGCCCUUGUCACAGAGCUGAAGCCCAGCCAGGAAGUGAUGCAGUCCAUGAACGAGAUCAAUAAGCAGAAACGCCUCCGCGAUGCAGCAAUGAUGGCCGCCGAGGCAGAGAAGAUCCGAGUGGUGAAGAAGGCAGAGGCUGACUGCGAAGCAGCCCGUUUGCAGGGCGAAGGCAUUGCCAAACAGCGCGAGGCCAUCGUAGAAGGUUUGAAGAGGUCUGUCACCUCUGGGACCUCGGAGCAGCUCUCCUCCGAUAAGGUCUCGGAACUGCUUCUUAUCACGCAGUACUUCGAGACGCUGAAGGAGGUUGGAGCAAAUAGCAAAUCCAACUCAGUUUUUAUCCCGCACAGCCCCGCCGCUGGGGUUGCCGACAUCUCUUCCCAGAUCCGCAACGGCAUUAUGCAGGGCUCUCCUGGCCAGAUGCGCAUGUAG
Prorocentrum cordatum is the source of this 891-nucleotide messenger RNA. Lineage: Eukaryota; Dinophyceae; Prorocentrales; Prorocentraceae. The record is from the annotation of a GenBank genome assembly.